AUGACAACCUCUAAAAAGCACCAAGACUUUGUAACAGAGCCCAUGGGGGAACAGCCAGUGGAGAACAUGGCUGGGACUGGUGAAAUCAUUGGCAAGAAGCUGGAGAAAAAGAGCUUUGACAAGGUCUGUGUGGUCCUUGGCCAGUUUCUGGUGCUGAAAAAAGAUGACCUCUUCUGGAAAUGGCUAAAGGACACAUGCGACAUCAAUGCAAAGUAG
Messenger RNA from Artibeus jamaicensis (Jamaican fruit-eating bat), 216 nucleotides. Its product is annotated as barrier-to-autointegration factor-like. Bases 1 to 216 code for a protein of 71 amino acids. The record is from RefSeq and is a predicted model, not a curated record. Gene Ontology annotation, molecular function: DNA binding. The transcript has a single exon. Lineage: Eukaryota; Metazoa; Chordata; Mammalia; Chiroptera; Phyllostomidae.